This is a messenger RNA of Ectocarpus sp. CCAP 1310/34, 472 nucleotides long. The record is from the annotation of a GenBank genome assembly. Lineage: Eukaryota; Phaeophyceae; Ectocarpales; Ectocarpaceae.
UACAGAAUAGUUCUGUGACGAUCAGUCACAAUACAGAAUAGUUCUAUGAGGUUCUGUAAAUGCCCCCGCGUGACGUCAGGUCCCCGAACAACGCGGGAAGUUGUACACAGACAGACCUAGACAGCAGCCACACACACAAUACACAACACACACCAGACCCACAGAAGAUCGUUUGUGCGAACCUCGAGAGGGAACAUGAGCGCUGUUGUUGCGGACCUCGACAACUCCACGCCGCAAGACACAAACACAAACACGAAUGCCGGGGCGGGUGAAGGUGGCGGGGUUGAGACAAACGAAGGCACACCCGAGAGCAAUGAACAGCAUGGCUCGAACGUGGUAGACGUUGCCGGAACGUGCCCGUACUCAGCCCGAAACCAGUCUACGGCAAGGGCGGAGUGGUAGCGGAGGUGACUGACGAUAUCGCUGCCGCGGUGGAUGCUUUCACCGUGCCGACCGGUUUCGUGAGAAAGGG